This is a messenger RNA of Perognathus longimembris pacificus (Pacific pocket mouse), 1646 nucleotides long. Its product is annotated as cholesterol 7-alpha-monooxygenase. Gene Ontology annotation, molecular function: cholesterol 7-alpha-monooxygenase activity; heme binding; iron ion binding. Bases 132 to 1646 code for a protein of 504 amino acids. Gene Ontology annotation, biological process: cellular response to glucose stimulus; bile acid biosynthetic process; cholesterol catabolic process. Lineage: Eukaryota; Metazoa; Chordata; Mammalia; Rodentia; Heteromyidae. The transcript is spliced from 7 exons. The record is from RefSeq and is a predicted model, not a curated record.
GAAAGUUCGGAAGGAAACUCCAUAGUGAAAGAAGCGGAGUUGCUUCUCCUGAAUCCAGAAGAUACAACACAGUAAAAGACAAACAAGGGAAACAGCUCCACAAAGAAGGAGUUCUGCUCCGGAUUUGCAAAAUGAUGACCAUAUCUUUGAUCUGGGGGAUUGUUAUAGCAGUGUGCUACUCUUUAUGGAUUAUUUUUGGAAUAAGGAGAAGGAAGACAGGUGAACCACCUCUAGAAAAUGGGUUGAUCCCAUACUUUGGCUGUGCGCUGAAAUUUGGAGCCAAUCCUCUUAAUUUUCUCAGAGCAAAUCAAAGGAAACAUGGCCAUGUUUUUACCUGCAAAUUAAUGGGAAAAUAUGUCCACUUCAUCACAAAUUCCUUGUCAUACCACAAGGUGUUGUGCCAUGGGAAAUAUUUUGAUUGGAAAAAAUUUCACUACACUACUUCUGCAAAGGCAUUUGGACAUAGAAGCAUUGACCCAAAUGAUGGUAAUACCACUGAGAACAUCAAUGACACUUUCAUCAAAACCCUGCAGGGUGAUGCGUUGAUUGGUCUCUCUGAAGCCAUGAUGGAAAACCUCCAACUUGUCCUGAGACCUCCAGUCUUUCCUGAAUCCAAGAGUCCUGCCUGGGUGACAGAAGGCAUGUAUGCCUUCUGCUACCGAGUGAUGUUUGAAGCUGGGUACUUAACUCUCUUUGGCAGAGAUCUUACAAGGACAGACGCACAAAGAGCCCAGAUCCUGAAAGAUCUUGACAACUUCAAGGAAUUUGACAAAGUCUUUCCAGCCUUGGUGGCAGGCCUCCCCAUUCAUGUGUUCAAGACAGCGCACCAAGCCCGAGAAAAGCUGGCUGAGGACUUGAAGCAUGAGACCCUCCGAACCAGGGACUAUGUGUCCGAGUUGAUCCGGCUGCGCAUGUUUCUCAAUGACACGUUGACCACCUUCGAUGACAUGGAGAAGGCCAAGACCCAUCUCGCUGUCCUCUGGGCCUCACAGGCAAACACCAUUCCUGCGACAUUCUGGAGCUUGUUUCAUAUGAUUAGGAGUCCGGAAGCCAUGAAAGCAGCUACAGAGGAAGUGAAUGGAGCAUUGGCGAAUGCUGGGCAAACACUCAGCUAUGAAGGCAACCUGAUUUCUUUAAAUCAAAUACAACUGAACGACCUGCCAGUUCUAGAUAGUAUCAUCAAGGAGGCUCUGAGACUUUCCAGUGCCUCUCUAAACAUCCGGACAGCUAAGGAGGACUUUACUCUGCACCUUGAAGAAGGCUCCUACAACAUUAGGAAAGACGACAUCAUAGCCCUCUAUCCACAGUUAAUGCAUUUAGAUCCAGAGAUCUACCCAGACCCUCUGACUUUUAAAUAUGAUCGAUACCUCGAUGAAAACAGAAAGCCAAAGACCACCUUCUACAGCAAUGGAGUCAAGUUAAAGUAUUACUACAUGCCCUUUGGAUCCGGAGCUAUGAUAUGUCCAGGAAGAUUGUUUGCUGUCCAAGAAAUCAAGCAAUUUUUGAUUCUGAUGCUUUCAUAUUUUGAGUUGGAGCUUGUGGAGAGCCCUGACAAAUGUCCCCUUUUAGACCAGUCCCGUGCAGGCUUGGGCAUUUUACCACCAUUAAAAGAUGCUGAAUUUAAAUACAAACUCAAACAAUUGUGA